Monosiga brevicollis MX1 is the source of this 1935-nucleotide messenger RNA. RefSeq lists its product as uncharacterized. NCBI's taxonomy places the organism in Eukaryota, Choanoflagellata, Craspedida, Salpingoecidae. The coding region runs from base 1 to 1935 and encodes 644 amino acids. The record is from RefSeq and is a predicted model, not a curated record. The transcript has 10 exons.
AUGGCAAGGAUGGUGAACCAGUGCACAGUCGCUGCCCGGCUUGUCCGACUCGUGCUCGGGCUUGCUGUGAUAAGGUCGACACUUGCAUUAGAUGUCUUUGUUGCUACAGAUGGCUCAGACGCCAACAGCGGGACUCAGACAACACCUUUUGCCACCGUGGAGCGGGCCCUGGCAGCUAUCCAUCAAAACGCCACCGCUAGCACCAAUACCAUCAACCUCGAGAGCGGUACCUACUACCUGCCAACCCGUGAGUCAACAAUCAAUAUCAACUUGACCACCGCUGGUUUGAACCAGCAGCAGAUGGUGAUUCAAUCAGCCACACCCCAUGACCCCGCGACCUUGAGCGGAGGCAUCCUGGUGACCAACUGGUCCAAAACCAGCCAGGGCUUCUAUGAAGCUGACCUCUCAGCUUGGAAGCCUCGGCAGGUCCUGCAACUUUGGGCCAACAAUAAACGCCAGCGCCUCGCACGGACCUCAACCCUGACAUACCUUGCAGCCAACGCCAAUGGUUUUACCGUGCGUCCCGAGGAUCUCACGGCCGUCCCAGACGAUCUCUCCCAAGCUCAAGCUGUCAUGUUUGAGUCUUGGACAGCCAGCAUCCACACUCUCCGUAGCAUUGAUCGAUCAUCCGGCAACAUCAGCUUUUACACACCGUACAACGCCCAAUGGGCUUCGUCCGCCGCCGGUGCUCGCUUCUAUUUCCAAAACACCAUGGAGGCUUUGGAUCAUCAUGGCGAAUUCUUUUAUAAUGCUUCGACAUACCGCCUCACUUGGUACCCCUCGCCAGAGUUGGACCUGUCAACUGCCACCGUCGUGGUUCCUCUUCUCACCGAGCUGGUGACGAUCAAGGAAGUGCACAACAUUGACUUUGUCAAUCUUCAGUUCCAACACGCUGCUGUCGACCUAUCCGUUUGCCUUGCUACCUCCUGUGACAUGCAGUCGGCGGCCUUCCUCAACUCGAGUGCCCUUCAUAUUACCAAUUCAAGCAACGUCAACUUUUAUAACACCAACAUUAGCCACGUCGGUGGUUAUGCAUUGUGGUUUGACGAGGAUGGAGGGCAUUUCUAUCUCGAGGGAUGUGGUGUAUUGGCUCAGGCCACGGCGCAGACCAACAUUGUGCAAAAUCUGAUCCGCAGAUUCAGCUACACAGGCGUGUCCCUCGGAUGGACUUGGACCUAUGCCGAAACCAGCAAUCGCAACAACGUGAUUGCGUUGAACAACAUUGACACGAUUGGGCAGCACUUGCUGAGCGAUAUGGGCUGCAUCUACCUUCUAGGACAUCAGCCGGGUACCAAGAUUGACCACAAUGUAUGCGCACGAGUGUACAGCUACAACUAUGGAGGCUGGGGCCUAUACACGGACCAAGCCUCACGGGAUAUCACGCUGACGAACAACAUUGUGUAUCAAACAAAGUGUGCCGGCCUGCACCAACAUUUUGGCCUGAAUAACAUUUUCAUGAACAAUGUCUUUGCUGAUGUGGAUACCUGGAACUGUGACGGUGGCAUCCGGUCAAGCCAGCAUGCUGGCGUGUGCAACGCGUCUGCCCCUGAUGGUCCGUGUUCAAGCUUUACAUUCUUCCGCAACAUUCUUUAUUUGAAUGAUGGCCCCGUAUUCUAUAGCACCAUCCCCACCGGCUUUGAGAACAUGACAUUCGACAACAAUACCUACUACAAGCUCGACCACUCAUCGGUAGUGUUCCCAGAAAAACGCAACCUGACUCAGUGGAGACAGCAUGGCCAGGAUAUGCACUCCAUCAUUGCAGACCCCCUUUUCACGAAUCCCAAUCUCGAUGACUUCAGCCAUUUGCGUCCUGCCAGCCCAGCCCUGGCGCGAGGGUUCCAGCCCAUCAACAUUUCCCUCGUGGGUCCAGAUUGGAGUAACUUUGACCUGAUGCUGCCCGAUUCGCUCCACCAACAUGGCGUCGUGACCAUAUAA